AUGAUGUCUACUUUUGUGAUAUUGGUGUUUUUACUAUUCACCCACGGCUUGGCUGAAGAUCGCCACCCCCUUGUUGCAUCCCUUGGUGCUCUCCGCGUAUUGCACUAUAACAACCUUGGCCCUCAGAAUAACGGUACAUCGGCUGUUUUAGUAUAUCAUUCAACCUAUGUCGAUGCCGUUACAAAAUGUACCUCUAUUGGAGAGAAACUCUUCCCAUGGCCAACGAGGGGAAACAACACUCACACCGAACUCGAUUACGAACUGGAUUAUCUUGUCUUUGAGAAGAAAUUAGAAGCCGAUGAUCACUUGUGGCUAUUCACAGAAGAAGAUAGCAAGGACUGUUUUGCUCUCUCGAUCUCCCAUCGCAACCUCGUACAGAAACCAUGCAAAGACGAAUUACCAGUCCUCUGUACCUCAUCUCCGCCAAGGACAACAAGUCUCGACCGAACCGCAAGGGAAACCACCAAACUGACUGUUACAUCCGGCGAUUAUACCUUGACCGGAUAUCGAGAUGCGCGCUCCUUCCGCUUCCUCGGCGUGCCCUUUGCAAGUCCCCCAAUCGAUGAUUUGCGCUUCGCCCCACCGCGACCAUAUACAGGAUCGAAGAACAUCGAUGCGACUAGGAUGGCAGACUCAUGUAUGCAAUCUCCUACAAGUAUGAGCGCUGCGCCUAUCGGUGGAAUGUCCGAGAACUGUCUGUACUUGAACAUCUUCACCCCGUUCCUGCCGGGCAAUGUCACUACAAACACCGCGCUCCGUCCCGUGGCUGUUUAUCUGUAUGGGGGUGCAUUCAAAAGAGGUACUUCAGCCAUGAUUGAUUAUGACGGGGGAAAUUUCGCAAGCCGCAGUGAUGUGGUCGUCGUCACGCUUAACUACCGACUCGGAGCAUUGGGCUUUCUGACGACGGGGAACCUGACAACUGGGAGCUAUGGUAUUCGAGAUCAGAUCAUGGCCUUGGAAUGGGUACAAAAGCAUAUUUCAGCCUUGGGAGGUGACCCCUCACAUGUUACUGUCUUCGGGCAGUCAUCUGGUGGUCAAAGUGUGGUUGCUCUGCUCUCUUCCACCGCAGCAAAAGGUCUCUUCUCUGCCGCGCUGGUGCAAUCAGCAAACUUCGACCUCCCGUGGUUCCCUCGCGGUCUUUACUCUCAAUACAUUGCCCCAGAAGUCGGGAAAGCAGUUGGCUGUGACGGAAAUGCUUCCGAACCCAGUCUUCUCAAGUGUCUUCGUUCCGUCCCAGCUUCAAUGUAUCUUGAUAACUCAACUGCUUUCCAAACUGCACUAACAGCUUUCUCAUCCAAUAUCGCAAAUCACUUCUACCAAAGUACAGCACUGAUAUCUGCAGCGGAACCAUUCAUGCCGAUGGUAGACGAUACCGGAUCUGGUCUAAUCGAUGAUCAAUUCAAUACCCUCCUAAUCAAUAACAACCUCCCUAUCCACGUCCCAACAAUGUUCACCACUGUCCGUGACGAGGCAAGUCUCUACAUGCACAUUAUCGACUCGAUCCAGGCCCCAUUCGCUGCCUUGCUUAACAUCACACUCGGUGACGCCCUCGCGCAGAAAAUAAUCUCAUCCGGCACAUACAACGUCGAUGAAUCGAACCGCAAUGUCGUCCUUAAUGCUGUUUCUGAUGCCGUGACCCACAGCCAGUGGGCCUGUCCGCAGGGUUAUCUUCUCGAUAAUUCGCAUACCUCCUUCCCAUCCCUAUACGAAAUCCAAAUAGCAGAUGGCCAUGCGCAGACAUCACAUAUGCCAGAUAUCUGUUACCCGAAUACUGUAUACAACGCUUCCUGUCAUACAUCGGAGAUCUUGCUCGCGUGGGGCACAUUGAAUACCAAGACUGAAGAUGUGCAUCCAUACUACGAUGAUCGGGAUAUUCUUCACUCGCAGCUCAUCCAUGAUGUAUUCGGUGCGUUUUUCCGCGAGAGAAACCCAAAUCCGGAUUUGGAGUUUUUGAGAGUCCGUGGUCCUGCGUAUGCAAGUUCUCUUGAGAUAUUUGGUGGGGAAGGGGGUUUGAAUUACUCGCUUGGACGUCCUGAGAAGGGAUUCCAUAUUGAACAGUAUGCGCCGGAACGGAAUAUGACGCUUCUAGGAAUGCCGCCGUCUAUUACGAUGAAUUUUGAGAACAAGGACAUUUGUGCUGUGCUGCGUAAUUAUGGGUUUACCUUUCAGAGGGCGGCGUUGUCUGAUUAA
Molecule: messenger RNA, 2190 nt
Organism: Penicillium griseofulvum
Lineage: Eukaryota; Fungi; Ascomycota; Eurotiomycetes; Eurotiales; Aspergillaceae
Product: putative cholinesterase
Exons: 1
Coding region: 1-2190 (729 amino acids)
Source: RefSeq, a predicted model, not a curated record